AGACGCAGGCACGAUACGAGAUACCAGAACGGAUUACGGAUGAGGAUGAGGUAUCAUCGGUGAGCAACGAACAACGGUAUGCUCAGAGGUUUCCAAGAUGGCGAAGAAAACUCUGGCAGAGAAAGCGGCACAAAACGAAGAGACUGUUAAAGGCAACGACGAUCCAAUGAACGACGAUGAGGAGCCCAAUUUCAGCGAUCCCGAAGGUUUCGUAGAUGAUAUUACCGAUGAAGAAUUGCUUGGUGAUAUCUUGAAGCAGAAACCAUCGGAAACAGAUGGGGUAGAAUCUGUGAUUGUCGUGGAUAAUGUACCUCGAGUAGAACCUGAUAAAUUGGAGAAACUUCAGUCUGUUAUUAACAAAGUGCUAGGAAAAUUUGGUACAAUUGUCAACCAGCACUAUCCGAUGAAUGAAAACGACGGCAAGACUAAAGGAUACAUUUUUCUGGAAUACAACAAUCAUCUGAAUGCUCUGUCGGCGGUCAAAUCUACCAACAAUUACAAGAUCGACAAAUCGCAUACAUUUAAGGUCAAUCUUUUCACAGACUUCAAAAAAUAUGAGGAUAUCCCUGAAAACUGGGAACCACCGAAAGCUCAGCCUUUUAAAUCUGCUAGCGACUUGCACUACCAUCUGCUGGAACCGGAUGCUUACGAUCAAUUUUGUGUUCUUUGUGGCAAUGGGACGGGUGUAUCAGUGCAAAUCUGGCAAAACUCUGCACCAGAGCCUACUUUACUUGAAGAACGCAAUCGCUGGACAGAGACAUAUGUAAAAUGGUCGCCACUGGGCACGUAUCUAGCAACGUUUCACAAGCUGGGAGUCGCACUAUGGGGUGGGCCGCAAUUCACCCAGCAGGCCAGAUUCAGCCAGCGAGGCGUCGAGUGCAUUGAUUUUUCGCCCGGCGAACGUUAUCUGGUCACUUACACCCCGCGUACCGAUCUCGGACAAGACCAGAAGCGUUUGGUGAUCUGGGAUAUUCUGUCGGGCCAAGAGAAACGAUCCUUCUUUCCCGAUGGAUCUUCCGUCUGGCCGAUCUUUCGCUGGUCGCACGAUGAUAAAUAUUUAGCGCGCAUGGGAGAAGAUGUUCUUAGUGUUUACGAGACUCCAUCAUUUGGUCUCUUGGAUAAGAAGAGCAUCAAGAUACCAGGGAUCAGAGAUUUCAGUUGGUCUCCAACGGACAAUAUUCUCGCUUAUUGGGUUCCAGAGGACAAGGAUGUCCCGGCUAGAGUAACUUUGCUCGAAAUCCCCAAUCGUAAUGAAAUAAGAAAUAAGAAUCUGUUCAAUGUGGCCGACUGCAAGAUCUUUUGGCAAAAGUCUGGUGAUUAUCUGUGCGUAAAAGUUGAUCGCUUUGCCAAGCGCAAGGAAAAAACGGAACAAAAAUAUACGGGUAUGUCGUACAACUUUGAAAUCUUCCACAUGAGAGAGAAACAGAUUCCUGUAGAUAGCGUGGAAAUAAAGGAACCGAUUCAUGCUUUUGCGUGGGAGCCGAUCGGCAGCAAAUUUGCCAUCAUCCAUGGGGAAAUACCAAGCGUGAAUGUUAGUUUUUACGAAGUGCGAUACGGUCAUCAGCCUGCCCUUCUCAAGAGAUUAGAGAAGAAAGCUUGUAAUCACUUAUUUUGGUCGCCGUCGGGUCAGUUUAUCGUCCUAGCUGGCCUCACAACGAUGGCUGGCGCUUUGGAAUUUAUUGAUACCAACGAUUUUACCAUCAUGAACUCCACUGAUCAUUAUCAAACUUCAGACGUGGAAUGGGAUCCUACUGGCAGAUACGUCGUCACGGCAGUGUCCAGUUGGAAGACCAGCGUUGACAAUGGCUAUUGGAUAUGGACGUUCCAAGGCCGUAUUUUAAAGAGAGUUAAUUUGAACGCAUUUAACCAACUACUAUGGCGACCGCGGCCACCAACUCUUCUCACCGCAGAGCAGAUCAAGGAGAUCAAAAAGAACUUAAAGAAGUAUUCGGCGCAAUUCGAGAGCAAAGAUCGCAUGCGAUUGACACGCGCUUCAAAGGAAUUGAUUGAGAAGCGUUGUUUGUUGAUGAAGGCUUUUGAAGAAUAUCGUACGAAACGUAUUGAAGAAUGGAAUAAUCAGAAGAAACGUCGUCUUGAAUUACGUUGCAAUAUCGACACUGACGAGCUGGAUUCCGAUUCGAAAAAUGUAGAAGAGGAAGUCGUGGAAUUUUUCGUCAAAGAAGAAACAUUUGUGAUCGACGAUAAAUAAAAUUUCGCUGGAUAACUGUUAAUUACCGCGCGCUGAUUGCUGAUCUUGGAAAUCUCUACAAAACAGUGAUCGGUUUCCAUCUACAAAGUGUCGCAAUAUUAAUCGUCGUCGUUGUCACCAUCAUCAUCAAUAAUUGCAAUUGUAUCAUUGCAAUUAUCUUGAUCUGUGAACCAUGAGUGGGUUCAACAGACAAUCAUUCUUGUACUAUUACUACUGUAUCCGGAUUAAAGUCGCUUUCGCGUGUUCAACGUUACGCAAAAAGCGACGACACCGUAAUAAUAUUAAAUUCUAUCACAUCCCUUAUAGGAUAGCCAACGAGGAAAUAAUUGCGUUAUCAAAUUUACAGCUUGCUCUGUCUGUUAUUAACUUACAAAAAUAAAAUGCUAAUUUAUCCCCUGGAGACAAUUCAUUUUUUAAUCUUGUACAUAUAAAAUUUAGAUAAUAAAAAAUUCUAAGAUUCCAUCUAGAAUCGUUUAUCAGAGAUCAUCAGAUCACUUUAAUUUUCACAAAGGUUUUAUUACAUUAUAAUAAAGAAUUUUACAACUGGAGCUUUUAUAUAAAACAAUCUCUUAGAAUUUCAAACACUAUAUUACAUUGGUCAGAAAAUUUGUUCGGAUUUUUUGCAAUAAUUAAAAUUGCAAAAUUAAAUAUUAAAAUGUAGCUUUAAUUAAGAGAACGUAUAUAGCACUUUCUUACAUAAUUCCAAACUAUUUUCAUGAUAGCUGGAUUACUUCUGGCAUGUUUGGUCAUUCACAGCAUCACAUCUGUAUAUUACACAAAUCAUUUUUUGGACUUGCAUCACAUUUUUAUCUUUCUGAUAAUAAAAGUACAUGAGAGACGAAAACAAAGCUUCCUCUAUGAGGAAGCAAAAUGCACUUUUAAAUGUCCCAUUUAUAAAUUAAUACUGCUAAUAUUAUUCAAUAUGUACGAUUAUUUUAAAUAUCCUAUAAGAUGUCAUCUCAGAAUCGUAUUUAAGUUACGAAUGACGAUUAUAAAAUUUGCUUCAAGUUUAUUGGCAAAAUUUGAACGAGUUUUUCGACCAAUUCAAUAGAAACAGCAAAUUUCAAAGGACGAUAAAAUAAAAAAAGAAUAAAAGUUUGCAUGGACAAUCUUGUGUAAAUAAAAUAUGAAUUAAUUUGAACUUCAUAAGAAGCAUAUUAA
This is a messenger RNA of Cataglyphis hispanica, 3370 nucleotides long. RefSeq names its product eukaryotic translation initiation factor 3 subunit B (gene eIF3b). The transcript is spliced from 11 exons. The record is from RefSeq and is a predicted model, not a curated record. Gene Ontology annotation, biological process: translational initiation. Gene Ontology annotation, cellular component: eukaryotic translation initiation factor 3 complex. Bases 98 to 2209 code for a protein of 703 amino acids. NCBI's taxonomy places the organism in Eukaryota, Metazoa, Arthropoda, Insecta, Hymenoptera, Formicidae. Gene Ontology annotation, molecular function: RNA binding; translation initiation factor activity; translation initiation factor binding.